Molecule: messenger RNA, 3320 nt
Organism: Cottoperca gobio
Lineage: Eukaryota; Metazoa; Chordata; Actinopteri; Perciformes; Bovichtidae
Exons: 7
Coding region: 338-1699 (453 amino acids)
Source: RefSeq, a predicted model, not a curated record
GAACGGACAUGUGUGGUUCUCAGUGUGUUUUUAUGUUUGGAUUUGUGAUAAAGCUAUGGCAUUUAAAUGCAGGCCUACUGCCUAGUACUAAAACCUUCCUUCCCUCACCUGGAAACACUCUCCCUAUGAGCCGCAUGGCGAGACUCGGGUAGGCAGACAAGCCACUACGAGGUCUAGGGCUGAGGAGCAGCAGAAAGAGGCAGAUGAUUUGGAUCCGAGCACACGAUAUGUGGAAGACAAGCAGAAAACCCGCACUGCCUUCACCCUUCCUUGCCCUUAUCUCUCGGGCCGCAGUCAUCCCCAUGUUGUCAAGCCUGCGCGGGUGCUGAACCCUGUGAUGGAAGAAGAGAUGAAACGAAAUGAGGAGGAGGCAAAGGGGAAAAGAAAUUUGAAGGAAGACACAAGAGAUAAACAAUGGAGGGAGGAUAAUUCCCUGAUGAAGAUUUGGGUCCCCGAAUCCAGCGAAAGAAGACACACACAGAGCUCUGCACCUCAACCUGAACCUCUGGCGACAAAUCCCGUCUGCUCUGCCACUGAAGACCACACCUCACAGGAUGAGGAAGAUCCUGCACUUCCUUCAAAGCUACCUGGGGAUACAUGUGAAAGAGAGGAUGAGAAGAAUAUAAGUAGCAGUUCUGACAGCAGUUCGAGCGAUGAUGACAAUUCCGAAGCUCUACCUGGGGUGCGAAGUUGUGGCACUGAUAGCAGUGAUGGUGACUCAGAGAGCGUAAACAAUGACUGCGAGGAAGAGGAAAAUGAAAUCCUACACUCAUCUGAUGAAUUAAUAUCCGACAGCGAGCAGGAUUCCCUAUCUUCUAGCACAGAGAAGGACUUUCCUCCACUAUCUACUAUCCUGGCUGGCAUUUCACUAUGUCCCACAGUGCCCCCGGCCUUGGGGAAGAUGCAUAGCCAGUGGGAGAUUCCCCUUUCAUUCCACCCACAUGACAUCCCUACUGCCACUUUGGCAAGCAACGUGACCGCCCAUGCUCAGGCUCCUGUCCAAGGCAAAGCAGAAGCACCUCAGGCAAACUCGAAAAAGACCGCAGAAGCCCUGACGCAGCAGGAGGCUUAUGACCUACAGGCUGACUUCCCGGCUCUGCGUGAUGGGAAUUCCAAGACCAAAGGUGUAGAGGGGAAAAGAGGGCUUACUCACUUACAAAACCAAUGCCAAGAGAGUGGGGCUUCCCAUCAGAGGAGGAAGGAACAUGUGCCCCAUGAGGUCUCUUCCAUCUGUGCAGGAGAUCAGAAAUCUGUGCUGGAGAUUCAAACAUUUGGCUCCACCGGCCAACGCAUCUCUCCUGCCAUCAGCUGUGAUGAAGUAAAGGCCAACAACCGGCCUCCUCCUCGAGUCGCAGGUACAGAUGGCGUGUGUGUUAAUGCCAGGUCCUGGGCUAGUGCUGCCAAGGCGGGCAUGAAGCAAGCAGCUGCCCCUGAGGAGAAAGCCAGACCUUGUACCUUUCAGCAGAUAGUUACCAUUAACAGAGCCAAAGCCGUUCAGAACUUCCCCAACAGAGUUACUCCUUCCCAUCGUGCAGCCACUCGACCUCACAACCCAACUCGUUUUGCUGGACCUGGUUGCAAUUCCAUCCGUCAGCAUUUUGGAGCCCAGGCGUAUCGAGCCAGCCCUGCAGAAUUCAUAUGUCCGCGUUUUCCCUUCCAACAGGACUGCGGUAACCCGUGUAAACAGAGGUACGUGUGAAGACAGCCAGACGCAAAGUAAUUGUGUUUCAGCUGAGGACAUCUCUGCAAAUUCACUGGACUCUCUUAUUUCCCCCCCUGUUAGCAGCCUAAUAAAUGUUUGCAUCGUCCGACUAUAGUUAGCUAUAUAUAUACUGCUGCUUUGGGACUGAACCACAAUGAGACUCAUCAAGUGAGGCAAAGGACACAUCCGCCACCAGUCAGUGCUUUAGUUCAUUAGUGAGCAUCUUUAUGCUGUGUGCACACACAAGUGAGGCCCUUAAUACAAAAUGCAAACAGUAUGCACUUUCCAAAUGAAUUGAGUGAUGCGUAGUAAUAACAAAAUCUCAUUGUGCUGUGGUGAUAGUGAAAUGGCGAUUAUUCAACAGUGCAGUCAUUUUCGCCAACGGACCAUCUCAUACAUAAUGCAUGCAAAUCAUUGCAUUUUUUCUCCAUUCUGGGCUACAAUGCAUAUUUCAUCAAGUCAGUGAAAUAUUAAGCACUCUUACUAUUUGAUAUUCUCUUCUAAAGGCGAUUUCAGUUUGUGUAUUUUCUUCAUCACUCGUGUCUCCUCUGGGAACACACUUCCGGGGAUGUCAUUAUUAGGCUUGUUUGUUUACUAGAGAGACGUUUGAUUGGUUAAUACCGGAGUAAUGAUCAGUGAGGCAACCAAUCACUUCAAGAGAUUAUCAAGGCUCAGAGGACAUUGAUCUGUAAGAGGGUUCAGGGCUGAACGGCAGGUUGGGCUCAUUCCAACUGAUUUGAUUGAAAUUACAGAAGCUCAAACUGUGAGGCAUGUCUUCCUCCCUCUGCCCUCAAAUUUUAAAUGUCAACUGUUAUUCAGGUGAAGAGAUUGAUGAGACAUUGGUGGAGGAGAAGAGGGAGAGGUGUGUUCAGCGCAUUAAUUCAAGAAUAUAGAAGCAAAGUUCUGCUUCUUACCACUCAAACUUAUAAUACAAUGAGAAGACAUGACAGGGUUAGGGUUAGGGUUAGGGUUCUGAAACCUUACAUUCCUCUCCUGCACGGUCACUAAGUUGCUGUACUGUACUUUAUGGCGCUGUUUUGUCAUGAAAUUAUCUUAAAUUAAUGAAAAAUGAUGUCAAAUGUCAAAAGUUAUUCUCUGCUAAAUAUGCAAAGGUUACUGGGUGUAAAAGUUUUAUAAAAUGUGGUUCAAAUUUGACAUUUGUCAUAAACAUUUUUGUCAUUUAAGAAGAACACACCCAGUGGCAGAAGAGCUGUUGAUGUUACUUUUAGACCCUCUAAGAUAGGGGUCUUGAACGUUUUUCAGGCCAAGGACCCCCAAACUGGUGUAGCAUAGAGCAGGGACUUGAGGGGGGGUGCAGUCGGAGUUCUGUGCGAAGGGGGUGGGGUGCUGUGAUGUGAGUGUGCAAAGGAGAUUCAUUUUUUUUAAUAAAAAAAAUAAUAUUUAUAAAAGAAAUUUGCUUUAUCUACAAACAAUUUUGCGACCCCCCCCCCCGUGCAGCACCCCCUGUUGAAGACCUAUGGUCUAGGGCUAAGGUUAGGGUUGGGUUAAGAAAGGUUAUAGACACUUUCAAGUGUCUAUAACCCACUGUGAUGUGAAUGUGCAAAAAUAAAUAAAUAUCUACAAACAAUUUCGCGACCCACCUGCGGUACCUCCGUGG